AUGUCGCUGAUCUCACACACUUUGCAUGGACACACUUUCACAGAGAAUCUGUGCCGUCGAUUUUCACUUGCUGAACUCAACUUAGCAACCAGAGAUUUCAAGGAUGAGCAUGUGAUUGGAAAGGGUGGUUUUGGUAAAGUCUACAAAGGUUUCAUUGAUAAUGACUCAAUUGCUGUGGCCAUAAAGCGUCGGCUGUCAUCGGAUCCCAGCCAAGGGCAGACGGAGUUUACGGCGGAGAUUGAAACAUUAAGUAAGUUCCGACAUCGUAAUCUAGUCUCUCUGAUUGGGUACUGUGAUGAACAGGGAGAGAUGAUUCUUGUUUAUGACUUCAUGUGUAAUGGAACGCUAGCAGAUCACCUCCACAAGCUAUCCAGUAAUAGCAGCAACGACAGCUCAACUCUCUCUUGGAAUGAACGACUUAAGAUAUGUAUUGGAGCGGGACGAGGCCUGGACUAUCUUCACUCUGGUUGCUCCAUCAUACAUCGUGAUGUCAAACCUACUAACAUCCUUUUAGAUGAAAAUUUCGUUGCUAAGAUUUCGGAUUUUGGGUUGGCCAAACAUUUAGGACAUGAUAUCUCACAGAGCCAUGUCUUCACAGAUGUUAAGGGUUCGUUUGGGUAUUUCGACCCAAGUUAUUUUACCACUGGUGUACUUACAAAGGGAAGCGACACUUACGCGUUUGGGAUAAUAUUAUUGGAGGUAUUGAGUGGAAAGCCUGCGGUUGAGGGAAAGCUUGCAGAGGAUAAGGUGUGUAUGAGCGUAUGGGCUCAAGAAAAUAUACGAAAUGGAAAAGCUGACCAGAUUGUAGCUUCAAAUUUGAAAGGAUAUAUCUCGGAAGAUUGCCUCAAGACAUUUGUUGGGGUUGUUAAAAGUUGUUUGCAUCCUGAUCCGAAGAAACGACUCACGAUGACUCGUGUUGUGGCACAGCUUGAGUUAGCACUUGAACAGCAGGAGAGGAAAGGGACAGCAACACAAAGAUUACAAUUUUGGCCGUUUUGGAAUCGAGAUGUUGUGGUGAAUGGUGAAACAGGAUCAACACCAAAGGAUCAAAAUGAGGUCGAAGUUGAUAUGCUGUCAAAGGCCAUCCCUGCCACUGCCAUGAAAGAAGAUGUCACUUUCAUUCUAUUUGGUGAAACAGAGGACAUUUAUGAUGACUAUGUUAAACCCAUGUCUAAUAGAUUCAAAGGAGCCUUGGAAAGUGGACAUGAUGCAACAAUAAUUGGAAGGCGCCACUACAUGCCGAAGCAUGAAUUUGAAUUUAGAGCAAAGGUUUCAGGAUCAUUAUCUAAGCUGAAGGAUGAGAACGUGGUCGAACUAGCUGUUUAUUAUUUUGAUGGCCGUCAGCAGAUCUUAGCGUAUGAUUUUGCUCCACGAGGAUCCCUACAUGACAUUCUUCAUGAACAACAAGACAUAGGUUCAAGCUCAAAGCCAUAUCCGGCUUUAUCAUUGUCCCAAAGAGUCCAAAUCGCUCUUGGGGUUGCAAAGGGAUUAUGCUACAUUCAUGACAUGGGAUUGGUCCAUGAUAACAUCAGAUCCAACAAUAUUUUAAUUUGUGAUGAUGAAACUGCUAAGAUAAUGGAUCCUUUUCUAUGGAUUCAACAGUGUGAGACAGUAUCAUCUGCUAAUGAGUGUCAUCCUUAUCCGUCCGCUAUUCGCAGGAAAAGUGAUGUUUACAACUUUGGUGAGGUUCUCCUAGAGCUUUUGACAGGUAGUAAAACACGACGAGAAGGGAAGCAUCACCUUGUGUCAUGGCUCGAUUCAGACGAGGUAUACAAGAUUGUGGAUGGUCGAUUAAACGCAGACUACCCACCCGAGGCAGUUAAGAAGAUGGCUCAAGUUGCUAAAUUGUGCCUUCGAGAUGGUGCUUAUUAUCGUCCAUACAUGUGGAAAGUUGUACGAGAUCUCGAGCUGUGCCUUGGCGAAACCAAAUCACAACACUCUCAGGAUGGCUAAAGUUGCUCGGUCGUGCCUUCUAGAUGAAGAAUAUAGUUGAAGUUGUACGAGAUCUCGAGCUGUGCCUUGGCGAAACCAAAUCAUACACUCAAGGAGCUGAAAUCAACUGACAUUGUGUAUACAGUAUAUUUUUAUGCAUGAAAGCAGGGGAGCUGAAGAUAGAAGCCAGCCAAAAUGAGAGAAACUAUUGAAUGCUUAUUUCAUUUCAUUGGAUUAUGUUUCCUUUCUUCUUAAGAUAAUGUCACUUACAAAAUUAUUGAAGACGAUUUAAGUGGCGCAUGUGUGAUUGGAAAUGGUAUAUUUCAGAAAAAUGAAAAUGGACUCAUUACUGC
Salvia splendens (bonfire salvia) is the source of this 2285-nucleotide messenger RNA. Its product is annotated as putative receptor-like protein kinase At5g39000. Gene Ontology annotation, biological process: protein phosphorylation. The transcript is spliced from 7 exons. Gene Ontology annotation, molecular function: protein kinase activity; ATP binding. The record is from RefSeq and is a predicted model, not a curated record. Bases 1 to 1953 code for a protein of 650 amino acids. Lineage: Eukaryota; Viridiplantae; Streptophyta; Magnoliopsida; Lamiales; Lamiaceae.